UUAUUAAUUCAGCUGAUGGGUGCAGACACCGACACGUACGUGUCAACUGCACUUCCAAAAAGGCAUAUCCAUUCCAAUUCCAUGGAGCUCGCGCCGCUGCUCCUGCUUCCCCUACUGCUGCUCCCGGCGGCGGCCGUCGCCUCCGGCGGUGAGCCGGCGGCGCACCCGGGCUACGCGCACGGCGCCGAGGAGGCAUGCGGCGUGGCGGUGCUGCCGGCGCCGGAGCGGCGCGAGGAGUUCGACGGCGGCCGGAUCGUGGACAUCAGCCACUACUACCGCGCGGACAUGCCGGCGUGGGAGUCGGCGGAGGGCUCCGGCGAGUUCCUGCGGCUGGCGCGGUCCAUGCGCAACGGCUCCGACAUCGCCAACUUCUCGGAGCUCCGCCUCACCGCGCACUCCGGCACCCACGUCGACGCGCCGGGGCACGUCUUCGAGCACUACUACGACGCCGGCUUCGACGUCGACACGCUCGACCUCGCCGUCCUCAACGGGCCAGCGCUGUUGGUUGAUGUUCCCAGAGAUAAGAACAUAACAGCUGAUGUCAUGGCAUCCCUUCACAUUCCCGAAGGUGUUCGACGUGUACUCUUCCGAACCUUAAAUACCGAUAGAAAGCUUAUGUGGAAGAAAGAGUUUGAUACAAGUUAUGUUGGCUUCAUGAAGGAUGGUGCACAAUGGUUGGUUGACAAUACUAACAUUAAACUAGUUGGAGUCGAUUACUUGUCUGUGGGUGCAUUUGAUGAAUGCAUUCCAGCCCAUCUAGUAUUUCUUGAAAAAAGGGAGGUCAUCCUUGUGGAAGCUUUAAAUCUGGAGCAUGUUACCCCUGGAAUAUAUGCUUUGCAUUGCUUGCCACUAAGAUUGCGCGGUGCUGAAGGUUCUCCGGCAAGAUGCAUCCUUAUCAAGUGAUACAUGGUUAUAACCAUUGUCCAUCUAGGAAACCUCAUAACCAUCUAGAAAACCUUUGUACUAUCUUAUGGCACGUAUGAUAAUGAAAUAAGAAAGGUCAAAGCACAUGACCGAAUCAGAAAUCACGACUGCUUCUUUUGCAUCAUAUAUCUCACAACUCUAUUUA
Messenger RNA from Panicum virgatum (switchgrass), 1069 nucleotides. Its product is annotated as cyclase-like protein 4. NCBI's taxonomy places the organism in Eukaryota, Viridiplantae, Streptophyta, Magnoliopsida, Poales, Poaceae. Gene Ontology annotation, molecular function: arylformamidase activity. The record is from RefSeq and is a predicted model, not a curated record. The transcript has 6 exons. Bases 16 to 903 code for a protein of 295 amino acids.